AUGUCACAUUUGAACGCCACUGCAAUAUCCCGCUUCAAACACUUGAAACAGCUCCAUGCGCAGAUCAUUCAGCAUUCACUCCACAACCAUAACUACUGGGUGUCACUCCUCAUCAGCCACUGCACGCGCCUCCGUGCGCCACCUUUCUACACCCGCCUCAUUUUCAACUCCACAGACCAACCAAAUGUCUACGUGUUCACUAACAUGCUCAAGUUCUACUCCCACGUCGGAGCCCAUGCUGAUGUCAUCACCCUCUUUCAUAGUUUGCGGAUCUCCGGUAUCACACCAGACGCAUUUGUGUUUCCGAUCGUGAUUAAAUCAUUCGGAAAGGACGCGAUUGUCUUACAUGGUCAUGUUUUGAAAACAGGACAUCAGUCUGAUCGUUACGUACGUAAUGCUAUCAUGGGUAUGUAUGCGAAAUAUGGGCCUAUUUGUUUUGCACGUAAACUGUUCGAUGAAAUGUCUGAGAGGAUGGCUGCAGAUUGGAACUCCAUGAUUUCUGGGUAUUGGAGAUGGGGUAAAAGGGUUGAAGCUCAUAAACUGUUUACGUUAAUGCCUGAGAGAAAUGUGAUCACAUGGACUGCAAUGAUUACAGGAUAUUCAAAUAUUCAAGAUUUGGCAACAGCAAGGAUGUAUUUCGAUGAAAUGCAAGAGAAAAAUGUUGUUUCUUGGAAUGCAAUGUUAUCAGGAUACUCCCAAAAUGGGUUUGCAGAAGAGGCUAUAGAAUUGUUCAACAAGAUGAUUAGUUCCAAUGUUCAACCUGAUGAAACAACAUGGGUUUCUGUCAUUUCAUCAUGUUCAGAACGUGCAGAUCCUAAACUUGCAAAUUCACUUGUGAAAAUGCUCAAUGAGAAGAAUGUUAGAUUGAAUAGCUUUGUUCAUACUGCAUUACUUGACAUGUAUGCAAAAUGUGGGAAUCUUGAAGCUGCUAGAAAGAUUUUUAACGAGUUGGGUGCUUUCAGAAAUGCUGUCACAUGGAAUGCAAUGAUUUCUGCAUAUACACGUGUUGGUGAUUUAAAUUCUGCAAGACAACUGUUCGAUAAAAUGCCAGGGAAGAAUGUAGUGUCAUGGAACUCAAUGAUUGCUGGCUAUGCACAAAAUGGUCAAUCAACAAUGGCAAUUGAUAUCUUCAAGGAAAUGAUCAAGUGUUCUAAAAACAUAAAACCAGAUGAAGUUACCAUGGUAAGUGUGAUAUCUGCAUGUGGCCAUUUAGGAGCAUUGGAGUUAGGAAACUGGGCUUUAAAAAUCAUAAACGAAAACCAAAUCAAUCUGAGUAUUUCGGGUUACAAUUCUUUAAUCUUUAUGUACUCCAAAUGUGGAAACAUGAAAGAAGCUCAAAGAAUCUUUAACAAAAUGAAACAACACGAUGUUAUCUCCUUCAACACUUUGAUUACAGGUUUUGCAGCUCAUGGUGAUGGAUUUUCAGCUAUCGAUUUAAUAAAAAAGAUGAAAAAAGAUGGUUUUCAACCCGAUAGAAUCACAUAUAUCGGUGUUUUAACAGCUUGUAGUCAUUCAGGACUAAUAAAAGAAGGUGAAAAACUAUUCGAAUCCAUCACCACCCCAGAUGUUGACCACUAUGCAUGCAUGGUUGACUUAUUAGGUCGAGUGGGUAAGCUUGAUGAAGCCAAAAAGUUAAUUGAAAAAAUGCCAAUGGCACCUCACGCAGGUGUAUAUGGUUCGCUUCUAAACGCGAGUCGAAUUCGAAAACGAAUUGAUCUCGGAGAGUUUGCAGCAAAUGAGCUUUUCAAAAUUGAGCCACAAAAUUCGGGUAAUUAUGUUUUGCUUUCAAAUAUGUACGCUUCAAUGGGGAAAUGGGGUGAUGUUGAGAGGGUAAGAAAGGAAAUGAAAGUAAUAGGAGUAAAGAAAACAACCGGAUGGAGUUUCGUGGAGUAUAAUGGGAAAUUACAUAAGUUUAUUGUAGGUGAUAAGUCACACGAAAGAUCGGAUGAUAUAUACAAGUUAUUAAUGGAAUUAAGAAAGAAAAUGAGGGUGGUUGGGUAUAAUGUCGAUAAGGAGAGUGUGUUGAGAGAUGUUGAAGAUGAAGAGAAGGAAGAGAUGGUUGGGACUCAUAGUGAGAAGUUAGCUGUUUGUUUUGCUAUUCUUGUGAGUGAAAAAGGAAGUAGUAUUAGAAUUGUGAAGAAUUUAAGGGUUUGUUGGGAUUGUCAUGAAGCUAUGAAGAUUUUGUCAAAGUUGGAAGGUAGAGAGAUUAUUGUAAGGGAUAAUAAUAGGUUUCAUUUGUUUCGUGAUGGUUUAUGCUCUUGCAACGAUUAUUGGUAG
This is a messenger RNA of Lactuca virosa, 2277 nucleotides long. The record is from the annotation of a GenBank genome assembly. Lineage: Eukaryota; Viridiplantae; Streptophyta; Magnoliopsida; Asterales; Asteraceae.